Molecule: messenger RNA, 3027 nt
Organism: Penicillium cataractarum
Lineage: Eukaryota; Fungi; Ascomycota; Eurotiomycetes; Eurotiales; Aspergillaceae
Product: telomere length regulation TEL2 family protein
Exons: 6
Coding region: 1-3027 (1008 amino acids)
Biological process (GO): protein stabilization; telomere maintenance via telomerase
Cellular component (GO): cytosol
Molecular function (GO): Hsp90 protein binding; telomeric repeat DNA binding
Source: RefSeq, a predicted model, not a curated record
AUGGAUGGUCUUUUAACUGCCGUUAAAACCAUCAACCGGGAUUCUGAAUCCCCGUUGGUUGCUGUCGAGAUUCAGAGUCGCAAUGACGGUUUCAUCAAACCCGCUGUCGAUCUGAGCCAAGAUAUAUCAGCGGAGCAGCUGGUACAAAUACUGAAAUCGCAUCCCGAAAACGACGAGCUUGCCGUGGCCCUUGCAGCCCUGGACCCUUUCAACAAGUCAAGGAAGAUACAGAAUCUUGACAUUCGCAUUCCAGGCCCGACAACGGCUCAAAUUCUCCAGGUUUUAGUCAGCACCACCAUCCCAGAUCACUGGGCAUUUCUGAAUGGCAAGGAAAGCAAGGCAAAGGACGCAAGAUGCCGAGCAGCUCUGCUGCGCUGUCUAAGCAGCAUAGCGGGACUUGGGUCUCUUGUGGCUCAACUUCGCACUCUCAUCGCAAGCUCUCGGGCGGCAGCUCAGAAAGCCGAAGGCUCAAGCAGCCAUCUCAUGAUCCGAGAUCUCUUGUCUGUCCUUGCUGCGCUGCUAGAACCGAAGGACUUCCUUUCUCGCAUCUACACAGAUAUCUUAUCCCUUUAUGAGAAUAAAACUCGACAGCAAGUUGCCUGGAGAGAAUUUGUGUCCCUCGUUGCUGCUGGUAAAAUACUUUCCACGGCAGCAGAAGCGCUCACCGUUGCCAAUACAUCUGAGCCUGUGCGAUCCGUCUCAUGGAUCGGUGAUGGCCCUCGCUAUGCGUCCUGGUUAGGUGAAAACAUCACCUAUCUUGUCUCAAAGAUUAAGGCGGGGGAUGAAACUGGCUGGACCUCGCUCGCUUUCCUCACUGGCCGAGCCUUGAGCCUAGGCUAUGCUGAUCAACUGGUCCGAGAAAUUUACUCGGGAUGGCUUUUCGAGCAGCUAUCCUCUGCUAACUUUGGCUUGCUAGUUGACCAUCUCAGACAGCCAGAGCAAAUUGCUGUAAUGGAAGCUAUUUUCCGCGAUGUACAGAAGAAAUACUUCUCGGACGACCUUUCAGAAAACCUUAAACAGCAAGAUGAAUCCAGCAGCGUCAUCUCAGGUGUGGCAGCUCUUUGCCAAGUUAUCAUUGCAGACCGUCCGUUUUUGAAAGAUCAAAUACUGGGUUGGCUCUCGAAAAGCCACGGUGGAUCAAUCCAGACAAUUGGUCUACGUCGUGCUUUACUUGCGACUUACAAUAAUUCUGCUGAGACAUUGAAGUCGUUGCUUGUUCGCAGUCUUGAGCAGUUUGGCGAUAAGUUUUUCAUCAAGCAUGUUCCAAACAUCACCCAAAAUACGAACGCCCAAUUGAUCCUUCUAGCAGCAGGCCAGCUAAACCGGCUGGAUCCACUUCAGUUGCACGGUAUUGGACGUACGAGUGUUUUCCUAAACGCUGUUUCCAACCGACUCGCGGCUUCUUCAAAUCGAGCGCGUUUUCUGGGAAUGAUUGUAGGAACCGGGAUCUCCCAGCUCAUAGAAGAGCCCGGGAAGGCCAUGAAGUUUGACCUUGAAGAAAUGCAAAGCGAAGAGGCACUCUGGUACCUGAGUCUCACCACGGUUCAAGACAAUGUUGGACCAUUUGAAUCUAUCAAAGCACUACAGAAAGCACCUUCGAGAACCCAGCAACCGAUUAAAGGCACUCAAUUCGCCCAGAAUUUGAGACCAAAGGCACACUCAAAACCACCUCAAACAAGCAAAAUUGUCGCUAUUGAAGUAAUAGAUGACAGUGAGGAAGAAACUGAUGAAGAUGAUGAUCUCCUUCCAUAUGAGAAACCCGACGACGAUGCGGAGGAUGAGGAAGAUGACCCGACAUUAAUCCAACGAAACAAGCCAAGCGCGCCCGUUUACAUUCGCGACUUGAUUGCAUACCUCCGUGAUACUGAAAACGUCGAACGCUACCACCUUGCCAUUAGCACUGCGCCAUCUUUAAUUCGCCGGAAGACAGGAUUUGGCACAGAACUUGCUGAACAAGUUGAAGAACUCGCUUUGACUCUAGUCAGUUUACAAAAUGACAACAAUCACCCAUCUUUCCACGAAUCACGUCUGCAGAGUAUGAUCGCCCUCAUAGUCUCGCAGCCUCUUAAAAUGGGCCGUUGGUUCGCUGCAAUCUUCUUUGAUGGAGACCUGUCUCAAGUCCAGCGAUCUGCCGUGCUUACAGCCUUGGGUCUUAGCGCGCGCGAGAUUGCUGGCAAUGGCGAAGAGGAUGCUAAGGCACUCAGUCUACCAACCCUUGGGGAUACGUCAUUCCCUUCCAAGCGGUUAUCGCCUGCUUUGGAGGCUGUAUUCAUGGGCGCGAAUGAAUCUCCCAUUGCGGCCCUCACAAGAGAGAUGUCGCGAACAUCUUUGCAACCGCUAGCAGCCGAUGCAGCAGACCGAAUGACAGGACCAAACGCGCUCAAGGUGCGCACCUUCUCAUCGCGCAUGGAGAUUGAGAAGAAGCGCCAGCAGCGCGAGGCUGAGCGGAAGAAGAACGUUGUGAAGGAUGUACACAAGGUGCUUGCCGAGGGAUUCUUCUAUCCUCUUCAAGGCCGAUUUGAGAUUAUGAUGCUGCAAUUCGCCUCGUCGUCAGCCCCCUCUCACAAUCCAUUCUUCGUCCCACACAUUCUCACCCUCUUCCUUCAAACACUCUCCCUUAUUUUCUCGACUGCAGGCCCCCAUAGCCCAUCUCUCCCAGGGCUUACACACGAAACGCUAUCAUUGCUUCUAUCACUACACACAGCCCCGGUUUCCAGUGAACCUACCGUUACUGCGGCUUUAUUGAAUCUUUUCCUGGCAGUUGUGGAUGUAAACAUUGCAUCUGGCUCAAAUGGCGAGGAACGCCUCGUCACCGAACAUGCUGCUAGGGUCAUGGAGUUGCGCGAGUGGGCUUCCGAAGUCUUUGAUCGCGCGCCCUCUGGAAGCAACAAAGCAGACUCCGGUCCAUUUGCGGAUCCGCAGGAACAAGUACGAACGUUGUCUGCCGGAGUAAUGGUGCGGCUUGGUGAGGUCAUAGAGCGAUAUCAGGGUCGUUUGAUGGGUGUGAACACCGGGUUCAAAUACUAA